AUACCAUAAAGAAAAAAGUAGUUGUGAUUUGGAGGGAAGAAUUAAGAAAAUUACUACACGACAAACUAAAUCAUAACCGAAUUUAAAAAAAAAUGUGGAAAUUAUAAGCAUGAGUGACAUGGUUAAUGGCAAAAUACACAUCUCCCAUUUGCUUAAUAACAUCAAGAAUACCUUACAGUAAAUCGCCACAAAUCCCCACCUUUUCUACGCUAUCAACACUCUCACAAAACCAACCAAAACUACCCACAAAGAUCGUAACUUUCUCCCAUAUUUACCAAGAAUGCUCCACUUACAGCUCUUUAAAUGCGGGCAAACAAGCCCACGCUCACAUGAUUCUAUCUGGGUUUAUCCCCAGUGCAUACGUUUCAAAUUGUUUGAUGAAAAUGUAUGUAAAAUGCUCCCAGUUGAGCUACGCGUACAAUGUGUUUGACAGAAUGCUUCAAAGAGAUGUGGUUUCUUAUAACACAAUGAUAUCUGGGUAUGUUGGUGUUGGAGAAAUGAAUCUUGCAAGAGGGUUUUUUGAUGACAUGCCUAUGAGAGAUGUGGUUUCGUGGAACUCGAUGAUUUCAGGGUUUUUGCAGAAUGGUGAAUGUGGGAAGUCGAUUGGUGUUUUCUUGGAGAUGGGAAGAUUGCGCGAAGUCAGGUUUGAUGAAACUACUUUUGCAAUUGUUUUGAAAGCUUGCUCUGUUGUGCAAGGUAGAUGUUUGGGAGUUCAGGUUCAUGGGCUUGUUGUUCGCAUGGGAUUUGUUAAUGAUGUUAUUACAGGAAGUGCGUUGUUAGAUAUGUAUGCUAAGUGUAAUAGUUUAGAUGAUUCACUUUGGGUUUUUGGUGAAAUUCCUGUUAAGAAUUGGGUCUGUUGGAGUGCCAUGAUUGCUGGUUGUGUCCAAAAUGAAGAGCAUAUUGAGGGUUUAGAGUUGUUUAAUGAGAUGCAAAAGGGUGGAAUUGGGGUCAGCCAAUCUAUCUAUGCUAGUGUUUUCAGGUCAUGCGCUGGGCUCUCUGCAAUGAAACUGGGUGCUCAAUUGCAUGGCCAUGCUUUAAAGCUUGCUUUUGGGUCAGAUAUUGUUGUAGGGACUGCCACUUUGGAUAUGUAUGCAAAAUGUGGAAGUAUGGAAGACGCUCAAAGGGUAUUUAACUCGUUGCCAAAACAUAGUUUGCAAUGUUAUAAUGCCAUGAUUGUCGGUUGUGUUCGAAAUGAGCAAGGCUUUAAUGCUUUGCAAUUAUUUUGGAUUUUGCUGAAUUCUGGCCUUGGCUUUAAUGAAAUUAGUCUAUCUGGGGCAAUUAGUGCUUGUGCAUCCAUCAAAGGGAAUUUGGAAGGCCGUCAACUACAUUCUUUAGCGGUUAAAAGUACUCUCACGUCAAAUAUUUGUGUUGCAAAUGCCAUUCUCGACAUGUAUGGAAAAUGUGGAGCUUUGGUCGAAGCUGACUGUAUGUUUGAUGAGAUGGAGAGAAGGGAUGCCGUGUCUUGGAAUGCUAUCAUUGCAGCGCAUGAGCAGAAUGGCAAUGAGGAAGAGACACUUGCCUUUUUUGCAUCAAUGCUUCGCUCAAGAAUAGAACCUGACGAAUUUACUUAUGGUAGUGUCUUAAAAGCGUGUUCUAGUGGGCAAACUUUGAACUGUGGCAUGGAGAUCCACAACAGAAUUAUCAAAUCUGGAAUGGGGAUGGAUUCUUUUGUAGGAGGUGCUCUUAUUGAUAUGUACAGCAAGUGCGGAAUGAUAGAAGAGGCAAAGAAAAUCCAUGACAGAAUAGAACAACAAACAAUGGUUUCAUGGAACGCAAUUAUUUCCGGAUUCUCUCUGCUAAAACAAAGUGAGGAUGCUCACAGCUUCUUCUCUGAGAUGUUGGAAAUGGGUAUAAAGCCAGAUAACUUCACCUACGCAAUAGUUCUCGAUACCUGUGCCAAUUUGGCCACUGUUGGACUUGGGAAGCAAAUACAUGGUCAAAUCAUCAAGCAACAAUUACAUUCAGAUGUGUAUAUAACCAGUACUCUCGUCGACAUGUACUCGAAAUGCGGAAACAUGCAGGAUUCGAGAUUAGUAUUUGACAAAGCUUCUAAUAAAGAUUUCGUGACAUGGAAUGCUAUGAUUUGUGGCUAUGCUCAACAUGGACUCGGAGAAGAGGCAAUAAAAACUUUUGAGAAUAUGCAACUUGAGAAUGUUAAGCCGAAUCAUGCAACUUUCAUUUCAGUCCUUAGAGUAUGUGCACAUAUGGGACUCGUAGAAAAAGGGUUGCAUUACUUAGACACUAUGGUAACCGAGUAUGGUUUAGAACCUCAAUUAGAGCAUUAUUCAUGCAUAGUCGAUAUAAUAGGGAGAUCAGGUCGAGUAAGCGAGGCUUUAAAGGUUAUUAAGGAUAUGCCUUUUGAAGCUGAUGCUAUUAUUUGGAGGACUCUUCUUAGCAUUUGCAAGAUACAUGGGAAUGUAGAAAUUGCAGAAACGGCUACAGAUGCUAUUUUGCAAUUGGAACCGCAUGACUCUUCUGCUUGGAUCCUUUUAUCAAAUGUUUAUGCUGAUGCAGGAAUGUGGGGAAAGGUUUCGGAAAUGAGAAAGAUGAUGAAGUAUAAGAAGCUGAAGAAGGAGCCAGGCUGCAGCUGGAUUGAGGUCAAAGAUGAGAUGCAUGCGUUUCUUGUUGGCAAUAAAACUCAUCCAAAAUGUGAAGAAAUUUAUGAAAUUAUUGGCUUGCUAAUUGAUGAGAUGAAGUGGGUUGGAUACAAACCUGAGACUAAUUUUUUCAUUGAUGAGGAGUCUGAAGAAUAUGAUCAGCUAGUAGCUAACUAUUAAUGUCAGAAAUUCCGACCGGCCUCUACAUGUACAUCAGAAAUUCAAUUUGUAGUAUUUAUUUAAAAUUGCUAGAAUUAAAAAUCGAUGCUGUAAUUUUAAAAUAUUACUUCGUACGGAAAACCUGUUUAAAUUUUAAUCUAUAAAUUUCGAGUAUUGACCGAC
This is a messenger RNA of Mercurialis annua (annual mercury), 2939 nucleotides long. Its product is annotated as pentatricopeptide repeat-containing protein At3g02330, mitochondrial. Bases 126 to 2777 code for a protein of 883 amino acids. The record is from RefSeq and is a predicted model, not a curated record. Lineage: Eukaryota; Viridiplantae; Streptophyta; Magnoliopsida; Malpighiales; Euphorbiaceae. Gene Ontology annotation, biological process: RNA modification. The transcript has a single exon. Gene Ontology annotation, molecular function: protein binding; RNA binding.